Messenger RNA from Onychostoma macrolepis, 5006 nucleotides. RefSeq names its product up-regulator of cell proliferation-like. NCBI's taxonomy places the organism in Eukaryota, Metazoa, Chordata, Actinopteri, Cypriniformes, Cyprinidae. The record is from RefSeq and is a predicted model, not a curated record. Gene Ontology annotation, molecular function: GTP binding.
AUGAAGAAACUCCUGGUAAAUUUGGGUUUAGCAUAUUACUAUGAUAAGAAGCUCACUCUACACACAGUGCUGCAGAUCAACAAGAACAGUGUCACAGUCCCUGUUCAGUCCCUUUCAAAUCUGCCAUGGCUCUUCUUGAAGAGACUGAUGAUGCUACAAAGGACAGCGAGGAGCGUUAAGUGCUCCUCAUCAGAUGCUGCAGAAGAUUCAGAGAGUGAUGAUGAUCAGGAAGCAGAAUCAGACUGUCCUCAGUCAGUAAAUCCUUUAGACAUUUUAACUGCUGUGUUCCUUUGUUCUGACAGUUUUCUUCAGCAGGAAAUGAUCAUGAAAAUGUCUAUGUGCCAGUUUGCCAUUCCUCUGCUGCUUCCAAACAGUGAUAACAAUCAGAUCACUCUUAUGCUUUGGGCAAUGAGAGAUAUUGUGAAAAAAUACAGACCACACUCAUUAUCAGAUCCAAUUGCAUUUGUGGAAGAAAGGAUUGCUCUGUCAGAAAUACCUUUAGUGUCUUUUGUGAGACUUGGUAGGUGCAACAUUUCCAAAUCAGAAAUUCUGAAUAAGCUGCUCAGCAAUCCACAGCAGUACACUGAUACCUUUGUGCACUUCAACAUGGAUUGUGGAAACAUCGGUAAGACAAUAUCAGAUGGCUUAGUUGAGAUGGCCUGGUAUCUUCCUUGUGGAAACAAGAGCAUUGAUGUCUUUCCUGAACCUGUAGCAAUUGCCAACUUGAGAGGUGACAUCCAGAACUUUGAAACACAGUACUCUUUUCUUUGUGAGGCUUCAACUGCUGUGUUUGUGUUCUUUGAAUCUCAACUUUUAGAUUCACAUUUUCUUUCAGUCCCCAGUCAGAAAUCUAUGCCUCAAUUAUUUUUUGUGGGAGACUCCAACAACGAGAUCAUAAAAGCUACAGUGAAUGAGCUCAAUCUGAAGAAAAGUAAUUUCAUUUUUAAAGCCAAGAAGAAUGAUGCAGACUUUGUUGACAAAAUUCAAAGCAAGUUGCAAUAUGCAAUAAAGAACAACAAUAACAAAAUGUCAGUUGUUCGUUUAGCUGAGAUUGCACGAAAUCUGGGAAUCUUGGUGGAUGAGGAUGCUGAAGAAUGUCAGCGUGCCAAAGCAAGCGCAGAUGAAAUCACUUCAAAAAUGAAUGAUAUAGUGCAGUUCAAGGAGGAGGAACUUCCAUUGCAAGGGCAAAUCUUGAUGAAAUUGGCCAAGAUAGAGAAGGAGAAAUGCCGAUUGAACAAAGUUGGGGAUAAGAGUGUUGAGGACUACGAAAGUGACCUUCAGAUUGAGAAAAAGAAGCUCAGAGAACAGCAAUACAGAACAGACAUGUCUGCUACUAUGAGCUGCUUCAUCAGCGCAAUAUCAUCACCAGAAAAGGCCUACUUCUUAAAAUGGUUGAGAAUCAAUUUGGAGAAUCGCUCACAUGAAGUACUGCCUCAACUCAGAGAACUGUACAAACAGAAAUGUCAAGAUGUUUGUGGCAACGAGACAGAAAUAACUGAGCUUGAUAAAAAGAUUUCAAACAGUUCUUUAGGAGUGGAGCACUUCAUUCGAGAGAUGAGCCAGAUUUACGAGGCUGCAGUCUCGCUCUCAGAAGAUGCACUUUACCAAAAACAACUGGAACAUUUACCUAGACUCUGUGCUGAACUACUGCUGGAAGGAUUUUCACUUGAACUUGUGGAUGGAGAUUCUUCAAAUAUCCCUGAAAAAUGGCUGUCUAGUGUGUUUUCUGAAUUAAACACACUGGUGAAGCCCAAAAACAAGAUUAUGGUUGUCACAGUUUUGGGCGUCCAGAGUUCAGGGAAGUCAACGCUGCUGAACACCAUGUUUGGAGUUCAGUUUGCAGUGAGCAGUGGAAGAUGCACAAGAGGAGCCUUUAUGCAGCUCAUUAAAGUAACAGAAGAGUGUAAAGCAGAACUCAAUUGUGAUUAUAUAGUAAUAAUUGACACUGAGGGACUGAAAUCCCCUGAGCUCGCACAACUGGACAACAGCUAUGAACAUGAUAAUGAGUUGGCAACUCUUGUGGUUGGACUGAGUGAUGUAACAAUUGUCAACAUCGCCAUGGAGAAUUCAACAGAGAUGAAGGACAUUUUACAGAUCAUUGUUCAUGCCUUCCUCAGGAUGAGGGAAAUAGGAAAGAAACACAAGUGUUUAUUUGUACACCAGAAUGUGGCUGAUGUUUCAGCUCAUGAUUCAAACAUGAGAGACCGUAAAUUUCUGUUGGAGCAACUGAAUGAAAUGACACAAGCUGCAGCCAAAAUGGAGAACAAAUUGGAGUUCAAGAAAUUUACAGAUGUGAUGAACUAUGACACUGUGACGGGUGACCACUACAUCCCUGGAUUGUGGCAUGGAAACCCCCCAAUGGCACCAGUGAGUACUGGCUAUAGUGAGUCUGUGUAUGCUCUCAAAAAGCAUAUAAUGGAGAUUUUCAGAGGUUACAAGCCCAGUGACAUGAAUGAAUUUAUUAGAUGGACCAAAGACUUGUGGACUGCUGUGAAAUUUGAGAAAUUCAACUUUAGCUUCAGAAAUAAAGAUGCAUACAUGAACUGCACAGAGUACAACACAUGGGACUGGACACUGAGAAAGCAAAUGCACACAUGGGCAUUAGAGGCUGAAACGAAGAUCUUAAACUAUGGAAAAUUUGAAAACUCUGAGGAGUGCAACAUUGAAGAUUUCUGUUGUCAUUUACUACAAAAAGCAGGUGUUGAGCUUUCAAAAGGAGAAGAAGAAAUUUCUGACAAGAUCCAGUCAUACUAUGAACAAGGAGAAGGUCACGUUGAACUUGUGGAAAACUAUCGACAAGACUUUAUAAACUCUGCCAACUCUUUGAAGAAAGAGCUUUCAAAUUCCAUCACAUGCAAACUGGAUGCAGCUCUUUCACGUCGAAAUGCAAUGAUGAAGGUGGAAGGAAUCCAAAAGACAUACAUGGACACAAUGGAGAAAAAAGUGCUGGACUUGCUGAAACUCUGUCGUGAGAACAAGUCAGACAUGUCAGACCCCAUGCUGGAUGAAGCAUUUGAAAAGAUGUGGCAGAAGACUGUCAGCACAUUGUCAUACACAGGGCUCCAGAAACAAGAUAUCAUGGCAAAUGUUCUUCUUCAUGUGAGGAAAAAUCUUCAAUCUAGAGGAAGUUCAAUGGCUCAACACUUAGACAAAGUGAAGGAUUUAGACAUGUAUGGGCAAGAAACAUUCAUUGCUGGCAAAGACAAAUACCGUUUGACCAAGUGGAUUUACAAAAGUCAGAUCAAGAUAGCGCAAGAGAUGUCCGACAACCUUAUCAGGGAAUGUUGGGAAUUUGUUGAAGCAAAGAGAGAAAGUAAGGAUGAUUAUGAUGACACAUACAUCAGGGAAAUUCUUAACAUGAUUGAUGAGACACUUAAGGCUCAUGAAGAUUUAAAAGAUUAUGUUGAACUACCCCUUAAACUACACAUCUGUGGCUUUGCGAGCAGAGAAUUUCAAAAGAUUCACAAUCAAUUCAUCCAGAAAAACAACCCACGAACAGCCUUGGAGAACUUCAAAGAAACAUACCGCUGUAACUUCAUUGACCUUUACCUCGAACGAGACCAGUGUCAGAAGACAGCUGAUGAAUUCAUGAGCAAAUGCAUAAAACCUGCUUUGGAAAAAUACAUGUCUGAUGUUUUGGGCAUGAAAAUGGCAGACAAGAUGAAGACUGGUGAAAACUCCAGAAUUUUUGGAACAAGGACAUCUUUUCAGAUUUUUGUCUUGAAAAAUCUUCUUGAUGAAUCUAAAUUUGAAACAUAUUUGCGUUUCAUGAAGUCAUAUGAAACUUUUGUCAAAGCCUUUAUUUUUGACAAAGUCAGAGAGCACUUUACCGCCAAGAAUCGAAUGUUCAAAUUAGAGGAAACGCUUCUGGAUGAAGUCUUCAGUGAAAUUACUCAUGCAAUUGAAAAGGCAGAGCAAGACUCAACUAUAAAUGACAUCAAGGGAUUCAUCCAAGUCAUCUGCAGGGAACUUCAAGAAAGACUUGUUAUUCCCAGGGAUGUAGUGGACAAAAUCAACACACUGAACAAUGCAAAUCCAAAAAAAAUUGCUGAAUGCCUUCACUGUUCUCUGAAGGACAUGGAUAAAUCACUGAAAGCUAGUUUGGAAAAAUCAGGUUUUGAAAGCAGAAUAAAGCAUCUUCAAACCAAACCACAGGAUGUGCUGUUCAAACGAGUGCAGGGCUGUCGGGAACUGUGUCCAUUCUGUAAAGCACCAUGUGAGGCAGGAGGAGAAGCCCACUCUAAACACUUUGUCUCAAUUCACAGACCAGAAGGUCUCGGCCGCUACAGAUUUGAAGAUUCUAAAAAACUAGUGACAGACAUCUGUACAUCAUCGGUACACAGCGACUCACGCUUUAAAUGUCGUGACACCAAUGAUGAGUGGCAUCCAUAUAAGGAAUACGAUAAAAUCUAUCCAGACUGGCAUAUUGAUCGAGAGCCCUACAUAGAGCCAUCAGCAUACUGGAUAUAUGUGAUGGCACAAUUCAAUGACCGGUUUGCUGAAGAGUAUGAUGCAAAACCUGCAGAUAUACCUUUAUCCUGGAAUGACAUUACAAAGAUCCAGGCAGAUAAAAGCCUAAAGUAAACAUCAACUAACUAGUGUGUGUCUGGUCUCUAUUCAAAUUAGUUUAGUUACGAUUUUUUUUCUUAUAAUAAAAGCAGCAUUCAAUUGUUGUGAUAUACGCUAGAUGAAACAUCUUUUUACCUAUUUCACAUUGCACGCUUUCUUGAAAUCCUAAUACUGAAAAUGGUAUUUAAAAUUUGUGUGUGUGUUUUUCUGUUGAGAACCAUUUUUAAAUUCACGAUGCUCUGAAUGUUACUUUCUGAUUGAUUUUUAGUCAUAACUGUGUGUUUUCAUGUUUUUGAUUGAGUUUAAUUUGAAUACAUUCAGUUUUGUUCUGUGUUACAUAUAAGGAUUCACUUAAAGUGUCAAUUUUAACACUACUAAAGAUCAAAUAUGGUCCCAAUCUAUCUGGUGUUAAAAGUACACCAUUCAUAGUGUUGAAU